UGCCAUUUAUCAGCUGGUUUUGUUAUUGUCGAGUAUAUUUCGGCGAAGUAAGAUUUGGAGAGGAAAAAUAAAGAUGUCUUUAACACGUGUAACAAGAUUAUUCCAAAGCCAAUUGAAACGUACACAAAGUGUACCGGCUGCAUUAUAUCAUGAAAAGGUUGUUGAUCAUUACGAGAACCCCCGGAAUGUUGGUUCAUUGGACAAAAAAGAUAAAAGCGUUGGUACUGGUUUAGUUGGAGCACCGGCUUGUGGUGAUGUCAUGAAAUUACAAAUUAAAGUUGAUGAAAAUGGAAAAAUAAUUGAUGCGAAAUUUAAAACAUUUGGAUGUGGCUCAGCUAUUGCUUCUAGCUCUUUGGCUACUGAAUGGGUAAAAGGAAAAACUAUUGACGAGGCUGGCACUUUGAAAAAUACUGAUAUUGCAAAGGAAUUGAAGUUACCCCCAGUGAAAUUACAUUGCUCUAUGUUAGCUGAAGAUGCAAUUAAAGCUGCUUUAGCAGACUACAAAGUUAAGCAAGAACAACAAAACUAAAAAUAAUUUCAUUAAGUAAUAUACAAACUAAGUUUCGUUGUUUCUUUAAGAAUUUUUAGAAUGGGAGGGAAAUAAUUUUUAUUGAAUUUAAUUUUGAAAAGAUUAAACAAAGGAAGAGAAAAAAUAUAUGAUAUUUAAACUAAAUUUGUAGUAUCCACUAAAAAAAUUAAAUUGUUAAAUGAUAUAAAUUAAAAUAUGUAACAGUAAACUAUCUAUAUUAAAGUCAAAUAAAAUCUUAAAAAAUUGCA
Molecule: messenger RNA, 777 nt
Organism: Condylostylus longicornis
Lineage: Eukaryota; Metazoa; Arthropoda; Insecta; Diptera; Dolichopodidae
Gene: IscU
Product: iron-sulfur cluster assembly scaffold protein IscU
Exons: 3
Coding region: 74-529 (151 amino acids)
Biological process (GO): intracellular iron ion homeostasis; iron-sulfur cluster assembly
Cellular component (GO): mitochondrial matrix; cytoplasm
Molecular function (GO): 2 iron, 2 sulfur cluster binding; ferrous iron binding
Source: RefSeq, a predicted model, not a curated record